AUGGUCAAGACCUCCGUCCUCAACGAUGCGCUCAACAGCAUCAACAAUGCCGAGAAGUCCGGAAAGCGUCAGGUUCUCAUCCAUCCUUCUUCCAAGGUCAUCGUCAAGUUCCUCAGCGUCAUGCAGAAGCACGGCUACAUCGGCGAGUUCGAGGAAGUCGAUGAUCACCGCUCUGGCAAGAUCGUCAUCCAGCUCAACGGCCGCCUCAACAAGACCGGUGUCAUCUCCCCCCGCUUCAACGUCCGCCUCGGCGACCUUGAGAAGUGGGUUGUCAAACUCCUGCCUUCCCGUCAAUUCGGAUACAUGGUCCUGACUACCUCGGCCGGUAUCAUGGACCACGAGGAGGCGCGUCGCAAGCACGUCGCUGGCAAGAUUAUUGGUUUCUUCUACUAG
Lachnellula hyalina is the source of this 393-nucleotide messenger RNA. RefSeq names its product 40S ribosomal protein (gene crp-27). Gene Ontology annotation, cellular component: ribosome; cytosolic small ribosomal subunit. Gene Ontology annotation, biological process: translation. The record is from RefSeq and is a predicted model, not a curated record. The transcript has 2 exons. Gene Ontology annotation, molecular function: structural constituent of ribosome. NCBI's taxonomy places the organism in Eukaryota, Fungi, Ascomycota, Leotiomycetes, Helotiales, Lachnaceae. The coding region runs from base 1 to 393 and encodes 130 amino acids.